Molecule: messenger RNA, 2149 nt
Organism: Danio aesculapii
Lineage: Eukaryota; Metazoa; Chordata; Actinopteri; Cypriniformes; Danionidae
Gene: gckr
Product: glucokinase (hexokinase 4) regulator
Exons: 19
Coding region: 65-1858 (597 amino acids)
Biological process (GO): response to fructose; negative regulation of glucokinase activity; carbohydrate derivative metabolic process
Cellular component (GO): mitochondrion; cytosol; nucleoplasm
Molecular function (GO): fructose-6-phosphate binding; carbohydrate binding; enzyme binding
Source: RefSeq, a predicted model, not a curated record
GCUUUUUCAAUCUCAAACACUCUCAAUGCACUAAUACUGAACGUCUGAGUGUCAUUUGAUAAACAUGGAUCAGUCAGAGUCGUGUUACGAGCUCGGUCUACCUGUGAUGGAGAAAAGCAACCCCAUCAGCAGAGGAAUAGACAGAGCAAACACUAAACACAUCCUGCACGUGCUGAAACAGUGUGACGCUGAGAUCUUCCAGAAGGAUAUAAAGCUUGAUACACUCUAUCAGAGACUAUAUAGUGUACCUGUCAUCCAAACAAUGGUGGAUGUUGCAAAAAGGGUUGAAUUGAUGCUGAGGAAUCCAGAAGACAAUCUGAUUGUAUUAAGUGGCUGUGGAACAUCAGGCCGUACUGCAUUUCUUUUGGCGACGUCUUAUAAUGAGAUGCUAAAGAGGCGAAAACAGAAGCAGAUGUGUUUGUACAUCAUAGCUGGAGGUGACAGGGCCCUGCUGACAUCACAGGAGGCUCCAGAGGACGACCCGGCACUCGGAGCUCACAUGCUGGACAAGGCUUGUGCAGGAAAGAAACACGUCUUGUUCAUUGGAAUAUCCUGCGGCAUAUCGGCACCAUUUGUUGCCGGGCAACUGGAUUUUUGUCUGAACCACUUAGACGUCUUUACCCCAGUGCUUCUCGGAUUCAAUCCUGUACAUAUGGCGAGGACUGAGCCAAUGCAGGGUUGCACGUUUCACUUUAAAGACGUUGCAGAGAGGAUGAUUGCAGAGCAGAGACGAGAGAAAGCAUUCAUCCUGAAUCCUGUACUGGGGGCUGAGGCCAUCAGUGGAUCUUCCAGAAUGAAAGGAGGCAGUGCAACCAAAAUCAUUCUGGAAACUGUUCUUAUGGCUGGACAUGACGCUGCAUUUAAAGAGAAGAUAAUUACACCUGAAUGUACGUCGGCCUGGAUCACAGCGAGUGAGAUGGCUUAUGAAACUACUUACUCGCACAGCGAUGAACUUGCAGCACUUAUUCAGAAAGCAGGAGAGAGUCUUCAGAUGAAAGCACAUGUGUAUUAUCUGGGGUGGCAAACUCUUGGCAUUAUAGGAAUGACUGAUGCCAGUGAAUGCAUGCCUACUUUUGGAGCAGAUUUUGGUGACAUCAGAGGUUUCAUCAACAAUGGUUUCAGUGAAAUGAGAAAUAAAGAGGGAGAUCUAUCAUCUCUGGGUCCAGAAUUCAUAAUAAGUCACAGGGAUUUUGUGGAGACAGUGUUACCUGGACUCAGUCAAAAUGACAUGAUCUUAUUUCUGUUUACAGUGAAUGAUGACCUGCAUGAGGUGAUGGAGUUGGCCAAUCGAGUGAGGCGAAGGACAUCUAAUUUGCAUGCAAUUGCUCAUGACCUUGAGAAAUUCACUGUUCCUGAGGAAGUGUGCAGCGUGUUUGAAACAGUCCUGAACAUCACAUGGUCUUUUUCUUCAGAGGAGAACCCAGUUGUAAUGAGACAGCGCUGGGAGCUUUCAACCAAAUGGUGUCUUAAUGCAAUCAGCACAGGAGCUCAUGUACUGAAGGGAAAAGUCUACGUGAAUUACAUGAUAGAUCUCAGAGUCACUAACAGUAAGCUGUACAGGAGAGCCAUCAGUAUAUUACAGCGGUUCAGCGGCUCAUCCAGAACAGACUGUGAAAAGACUCUACUGAAAGUCAUCUACAGUACAGAUGAUCUGACUGAAGACACGACACAAGCAGAUGUCCACAAACACACAGAUGCAGCAAACAGACGGGAUCGAGUGGUCCCGACGGCUCUGCUGAUGCUCCAGUGUGGCUGUACUCUUGCUGAAGCUCAGGAUCAUUUAGAGGGUCAUCCAGUGAUUCGAGAUGCAGUGAGCGCCUGCUUCAACUCCUCCAAAAACAACAGCACUGCAGACUGAACACACAAAUACAAGGAUGCAGAAAUAUCACACACCUUCAUUUAUACUUCACAAAGUGUACAAAAUUUGAUCAUAAUUGAAAGAUGUAUAACUAUUUAUAAUUUGCAAAUGUAAUACACUUUAAGGAAUUGAUUAAAUUUUGCCCAGGUAUGUUUUGAGUAAAUUAAUUUUGUCCGACCUAUUAAAUCAUUGACUUCUCCAUUCAAUUCUAGAUGCGUGCCUGCCACAAAAUCAAGCACAAUAAAAUGAUGCAUAAAUAUUAUACUUAUAGAUCCUUACAUUUAUGCUCUG